GCUACCUGAAGAUAUUUUCCAAGUUGUGCCGAUUUUCAACCGUGGGAGUGCGAUGAGCUCGGCCACGCUAGGCUGCUGCCUUGGGGUGGCUUUGGUCGUAGAUGACAUCCACAAAGGAUGCAACUUGGCCUUCCGGUACCCUGCCCCACAAAGUGAUAGCCACGUGUCUGCGUUCCAUCGCUUAAGUUCCGCGCUCGUGGCCAAGCUCUUCCGCCCGAAGAAUGUCCUCUGUAACCAAACGUUCCAACUCGUGAUCGACGACCUGCGCUUCAUCAGCCAUCCCGUGACGAUCAAUGUGCCCACAUCUGCUACGAACCCAACGCCAUCCACGACUGCGACCACCUCCACCAACGGCGGCGGCACUGGACGACGUGACACGUCCAUGUUCAACGUCAUUUUCGCGUUGGACGAUUCGAAGCUCGAUGGGAUCCUCGCUCCUUCUUCCUCGCGCACCUCGUCGUCGUCGUCCUCCCAUCGCGACCAGAAGGUCCACGCAUUCGCCCAAGUCGCGUCUCAGUUAGCGCACGCACUGAUGCAUGAAGAAGCGCGCGUGGGGUUCGUCACCACUGAAGUGCGCGAGCUGCUGCAUAUCCGCGACGAAAUUGCGCAGAAUGAGCGGCAGCUAGCGUUGCACUCGUCCGACAACAACUCGAACGGCGGCAACGGCAACAACGGCGACAAGGACACCCAGGGGGAUGUCGACGUCGACCCGCAGACGCUCAUCGACGUCGCGCUCGGCAAGAGCAUCCUCGCAAACGACCUCAAAGCCAUCUACCACGGGUUGGAAGAGGACGGCGCGGUGCAUGUGCUGCUCAACCGGUGGGUGCAGCUGUCCCUGACGCUGGACGACGCCACCACCGUCCACAUCACGUCCAUGCGGCCGUAUCACACACUCCUCCUCCUCCACGACAACGACAAGGUGCUUGAUGCGCUCCCGGCCGACGCGUCGCCGCAGCUCCGCCUCCUCAUCGACGCGCACAACCCCCUGCGCGACUUCCAGGAACUCAUGCUCGAGACCGGGCUUCCCCUCAAGCAACUGUUCCGCCUCGCCGCGCAUCUCGUGUACUGGGGCGUGGCCAAAGUGAUCGAAGCCAUCACCAUGUACAACGUCUACCAAGUGAGUCCCGCCGCCACGAACGUGCACAGCCAGUCGGCGACCGCGCUCGAGUUUCGCCGCAAGUUUACGUUCAUGGAGCUGUCGGAGGUGCUCGCGACGUUCAACGGCAAGAGUCGACUGUCGGCGUUCAUGACGACGUUGAAUCCGCAGCGCAAACUCGAAUAUGUCCACAUGCUGAUUUGGCUGCUGCAGCACGAGUAUGUGUCCCAGAUGCACCGAUAUGUUUAUUUGAUGAUCCCGGACCCCGAAGAAGGAAACAACGACGUGCACCUACCGCCGCCCGUGCCGCUAUCGCCGCUCCUCCCGCCGACGUACUCGCCGCAGUCGUCCGAGCCAGCCGCGACGGAGAAGGAGUUCCUCGCGCAACUCGCGCGACGGACCAACACCCCCACACCCGUCGUCGACUUGUUUCGACGGCUUGAACCCUACUUUCACGGCCAGCAUCACCUCGUGGAAAUCAUGUGGCGCGAGAACGUCACGCGGGGCGAACUGCGCACCGUGCUCAGCACGUACAUGCACAUCCUAGCGUUUGCAGACCAUGAGUGAUGGAGCCACGUGGACGGUUCAUCCACAUGCUUGUAUGUGGUUGGAAGACGGCCUUCCGCCUCGCUCGCGCGGAUAUUGCAAAUCGCGGAAAUCAAUCACAAGGAAAUGAUCAUGGCUGCAACACUGCUAUUUUUAAUAUUUCAAUUAUUCAAUACAUUUUCCAAGUGGUUUAUCAGAUGUCGC
Aphanomyces astaci is the source of this 1846-nucleotide messenger RNA. RefSeq lists its product as hypothetical. The record is from RefSeq and is a predicted model, not a curated record. Bases 53 to 1663 code for a protein of 536 amino acids. Gene Ontology annotation, cellular component: GATOR1 complex. Gene Ontology annotation, biological process: TORC1 signaling; cellular response to amino acid starvation; negative regulation of TORC1 signaling. Lineage: Eukaryota; Oomycota; Saprolegniomycetes; Saprolegniales; Verrucalvaceae. The transcript is spliced from 2 exons.